AUGGAUAACCCUGACGCGAAGUCUGGAUUCACGCUUGCCGACGAAGCUCGCCAGACGUCGCAACAUGACCAUUCCACGUGGGGGAAUUCCAGCCUACGACUGCGGCCAGUUACUUUCGUUAGCGCUGGGCCCACCGAACCUCUAAAGUUCUUGGAUGCGAUUGUUGACCCAGGCGACAAGAAAGAUAACCAGGCCGACGAACAGAGCUUCGAAGAAUCGACCGACGAGGUUGAGUUCAUAGGCCCUGACGACCUCGAGGAAGCCAUCCAAGCUGAGACUGCACCCGAAGAAAGCAUACCACAGGAAGUACCAUUCUUCUUUGAUCUCACAGGAGACCAGGUCCAAAAGAAGAAGGACCUUCCCCCAGUGGAGAUACCGGAUAGACCAUCCUCGAGUAGCAGCACCUCGAGCGAGGAAGUGCUUCUCUUCAAGGGUCGAGGUGCGCAGAGAAACGUUCAAUCUGUGCCUGAUAUCGACAUGAUGCAGAUGCAAACUGAAAUCCGUGUCGUUGAGCAGGCCAUCAUCACUGAGCCGGCCCAUUCACAACAAACACCAGCACCGGAACUGCAAACGGAACCAAUCCGCAGUAAAUACCUAACUAAGAUAGAGAAAAAACAGAAGAAGCGUGAGAAACGCAACGCCAAAACUAAACUGGACGACGAGGAGGAUGCCAUCCUUGCCGAUUACAUCGCCAACCUCAAGGAGAAUACUGAAGUUGAUGAUUACUUCAAGGAACUGCUCGAAGGUGGAAGACACUCGGACGAUAGUGGCGUAUCCGAGUCAGCCAACGCUGCAGGAGAUGACACGGAUGAUCAUACGGACGAUGCUGAGGCGACUAAUGGAGAUGAGGUCCCUAGCGAGAUCGAUGAUGAGACACUCGCACGACUGAUAGCUGGUCAGCACCUCGGUCAAGAUCUGGGCAUGGAGGAUGUACAUUUCGGAGACUCUUCGAGCGACUCUGACUCCGACUCCGACGACACUGGCAAGAGGACGAAACAGCACCAAGAAUUUGGCAAUGAUUUUGAUUUGAUGGAUUGGGAUCGCCCCAGCCUGCGUCGGCGCAAAGGCAAAGGCGCUCGAGCUCAGAUCAGCUUCAACAUGUCCGAUUCCGAACUGGAAGCAUCUCUCCAAGCCAGCUGGAAGAGCGAUCGUCUUAAGAAAUCCGAACGAAAGAAACAGCGAGAGGAGAUGCGUGCCCUCGGCAUGCUAGGCAAAAAAGACCCUGACGAUCUGCGGGUCAAAUAUCCAGAUGGAAUGAACAUGGACCAAGUCGCAGAUGAGCUACAAACAUUCCUGAUGGGUUCUGACGAACAACUUAAUUUCCCCCCUAUGGAUAAUAAUGCGCGCAAGAUGAUCCACGAACUGGCGAGUAAAUUCAAGCUCAAGUCCAAGUCAAUUGGAAAAGGCGACCAACGAAGACCGACACUUCAUCGAACUAAGCGUACGCCUCCUUACGUCCCAGCAACAUUCGAUCAAGCUCUCAAGCGCGUCAAUCGCAAGUAUCUUCCUCGGUCGGAUAAGAAGGGCAAGAAAGGGAAUCGCUUGCCGCCUGCUCGUGGUGGCACUUCCGUCGCGGCCGCUACAUAUCAAGAUGGCGAGGUGGUUGGUGCUUCAGCGCCAGAAUUAGGCAUCGAGAAUCGUGGAAGGGCAAUGCUGGAGAAGAUGGGCUGGAGCAUGGGAACAGCGCUCGGGGCCUCCAACAAUAAGGGCAUCAUGCAACCUGUUACUCAUACAAUGAAGCGCUCAAAAGCUGGACUGGGAUAG
Molecule: messenger RNA, 1764 nt
Organism: Fusarium fujikuroi IMI 58289
Lineage: Eukaryota; Fungi; Ascomycota; Sordariomycetes; Hypocreales; Nectriaceae
Exons: 3
Coding region: 1-1764 (587 amino acids)
Molecular function (GO): nucleic acid binding
Source: RefSeq, a predicted model, not a curated record